CCUUCCUCCACCAAACCUCCAUGGCCCCGCCGGCGCCGUCCUCCAUCCCCAUCCCCGACGAGCUCAUGGAGGAGAUCUUCUUCCGCCUGCCCACCCUGGAGAUGCUCGCCCGCGCCUCCGCCACCUGCACUUCCUUCCUCCGCGUCAUCAAAGGGCGCGUCUUCCGCCGCCGCUUUCGCGCGAUGCACCAGCCUCCCCUCCUCGGAUUCAUGGACGUGGCUGGAUUCCAGCCUGCCGAGGCGCCGCACCCCUCCGCCCCACUCGCCCACGCCCUCGGCCCGCGUGUCGCGGAUUUCUCCUUCGUCCCGAGCGCUGUUUCUUCCUCAUCCGACGUCACGCCCGACGAGGAUGGUCCCCGCUGGCGCCCUUGUGACGCCCGCGACGGUCUUGUCCUCCUCGAUUGGAUCUCCCUCAAGGCCCGCGUCGUCAACGGCUGGAGCUACUCCAAAGAUGGCUCCGAAGUAAGCAUCCUCAUGGACAGUUGGGAGCUCGUUGACUUCUGCGACGAUAGUCGCCGCCUCGCGUGGAUCAAACGGGGUCAGUGCAAUGCCGCUGACUUUCACCUUGCCGUCUGUGACCCUCUGUCCAGCAGAUAUGUGUUGCUUCCAACCAUACCUGAGGACCUGGCUUCCCAGCCGCAGGAUCACCUACGAGAAUUCGAGCCCAUGCUUGUCCCCAAAACCAGCAACGACGACGAGGAGCAGCCCUUCAAGGUAAUAUGCGUAGCAAGAUACCGAACAAAGCUCAUCCUCUUUGUCUUCCAGUCUACAACUAUGCAAUGGUGUAUGGUCGAGUCCCCUGCCCUCCCUUAUUUGAAAGACAUGUCCUGUUUUGACCGUGUAAGAGACUGCUUCUACUGGACAUGUCUUUGGUUUUGGAGUGACCAUUUGAUGGUGCUGGACACACGCACUUUGAAGUUUUCAACCGUCAAUUUUCUCACCGGCUAUCAUGUACAGCUCAGAGACACUGACCCAAGCUUUGAUUAUCGGCAUCCAAAUGCAGUUGUUGAGGGUAGGGAAGGAGGCAUUGAGAUGUUUUCUCUUUUAUGUCAACAUGGGUCCUAUUCUCUCCACCAUACCUCUCUGCGGGAUAACUCUCAUGAAUGGAAGCUGGAGAAGAUCAUACAACUACCUGGGCAAUAUAAGGCCUAUUCCAUUUUGACAGUGGGUGCAGCUGAGGGGUUCUUGUUCUUCCAAGGUGCUCCGCUUGGCAUUAAGUUUGAGAAUGUUGAUUGUUACUCAAUGGAUAUCAAAAAUUAUGAAAUUACCAAGGUCUGUACAAAGAUGGUGAAUUUCUUUGGUCGCAGACGCGCCAUCCCGUACUUUAGCUUCCCACAACUAUUAUCUGAACCAACUAUUUGAUCCACUGAUCUCAGCUUGCUCUCUAGUUGCUCUGUUCUUGCUUGGGUCAAACACCUGGAGUUGGAUGGCGAAUGUUCAAGAUGGUGUUGAUGUUGCUUAAUAAGUCUGUAUUGUGCGUCAUAUGUAUCUAUGUAAGCAAGAGAUGUUGGCAGCAAGACUCAUACCGAUGUUUGUGUUGGCAGAUUGGCGUCCAGGUUAUGUUUGUCGAGAUGGUCUAUCAGUAGCUGAGAGUGCUAGUUUUUCUCUGUAUGAGUGGAUGAGUUAGUUAAUAUCUUGUAUUAAGAUUCUUCUGAUCAGUUCAUCUACAAUGCAUGCCCAAUUUUGGAUGA
This is a messenger RNA of Triticum dicoccoides, 1690 nucleotides long. RefSeq lists its product as uncharacterized. The record is from RefSeq and is a predicted model, not a curated record. The coding region runs from base 21 to 1361 and encodes 446 amino acids. Lineage: Eukaryota; Viridiplantae; Streptophyta; Magnoliopsida; Poales; Poaceae. The transcript is spliced from 2 exons. Gene Ontology annotation, molecular function: protein binding.